AUGACACCAAGUUCUUUGUCCCCGCAUUACGCGGCUCAAUCUCCCUCAGGACACAACAACCGGGUUCAUCCCAACUGCCCUAUCUCAUCACUGAGAAGGGCCUGCGAACGUACCAGAGAAACCUACCACAAAGUAGCAGGGUCCAGCGUGUUCGACUACCAAGCAACACCGUCAGUUCCAAAGAGCUUCGAACAAGGAUUUCAUGAAGAGUCGGCAGUAAACUCCACUUCCUCCCCGUCCUCCACUCAAUAAACUUUCAUGAUGCUAACUCGGCGGCAGCUUUUUUU
Phycomyces blakesleeanus NRRL 1555(-) is the source of this 287-nucleotide messenger RNA. RefSeq lists its product as hypothetical. Lineage: Eukaryota; Fungi; Mucoromycota; Mucoromycetes; Mucorales; Phycomycetaceae. Bases 1 to 252 code for a protein of 83 amino acids. The transcript has 2 exons. The record is from RefSeq and is a predicted model, not a curated record.